Mesocestoides corti is the source of this 345-nucleotide messenger RNA. The record is from the annotation of a GenBank genome assembly. NCBI's taxonomy places the organism in Eukaryota, Metazoa, Platyhelminthes, Cestoda, Cyclophyllidea, Mesocestoididae.
AUGACAAGUGAUGUGGGCGAGAUCCUUCCGGUGGAAUCGGAUCUGCCAUUCCCGUGUUCGUUGGUUUGCGAUGCAGUCAAGAGGCGUUUUGGGGGACUGAUUCGAUGUCUUCGCUACCUGGAUUCGCUUUUUGUUUUGAGUGUUCGCUUAACUGAAGGCGUCGUCGAUAUCUUCUUGCCCGCGAACUCACCACAACCUUCGUCGAGUGUCUCGUGGUCAGCACUUGAGUUUUCGCGUCUAAUCGGUAUCUUCGGUCAGCUCAAGGAGGAGGAGGAGGACGUUGUCGUAAAAGCAUUGAGCACGCAUUUAGCCAUUGACGAUGAUUCUUUUGCGAACUGCAAGCUC